Molecule: messenger RNA, 1044 nt
Organism: Lachancea mirantina
Lineage: Eukaryota; Fungi; Ascomycota; Saccharomycetes; Saccharomycetales; Saccharomycetaceae
Source: the annotation of a GenBank genome assembly
AUGCUUCGUUCUGCAACAAAAGCCUUGAACUCUACAAGAUUAAUGUCCUCACUACCAUCCGUCCAAAAAGUCGUUUUGAUAAGGGAAACAGGGGGCCUGGAAGUGUUACGGUUUGAAGACAACUUUCCUGUGCCUGAGAUCAGUUCCGAUGAGAUUCUUAUCAAAAACAAGUACGCCGGUAUCAACUAUAUUGAGUCAUACUUCCGAAAGGGCAUUUAUCCAGCUGAAAAGCCUUAUUUGCUUGGUAGGGAAGCCUCUGGUGUUGUAGUGGCUCGUGGUGACAAUGUGGACAAAUUCCAAGUAGGUGACAAAGUCGCAUACCUGUCAGGGAACACCUUUGCACAAUACACCAAGAUUGCCCAAGACAAGCAGAUAUUGAAGCUACCAGAAACCACUACUGAUGAUCAUAUGAAGCAAUAUGCUGCGCUCAUGGUUCAAGGUUUAACCGCUCUAACAUUCGUCAAUGACGCCUACUCGGUGCAGAAGGGCGAUUUUGUUUUGCUGUACGCUGCUGCAGGAGGCGCGGGAUUGGCAUUCAACCAAUUGUUAAAGCAAAAAGGCGCUCACACGAUUGCCGUCGCGUCUACAGACGACAAAUUGCAACUUGCUCGCGAUUACGGUGCCGAGUAUUUUAUCAACUCUCAAAAAGAUGAUAUCCUUGCCAAAGUCAUGGAAUACACCAAUGGAGAAGGUGUCGACGCAGCGUUUGAUUCUGUCGGGAAAGAUACUUUCGAGAUCACUUUAAGUGCUUUAAAGAGAAAGGGUACUUUUGUCUCUUUUGGGAAUGCCUCAGGACCUGUUCCUCCGCUCAAUAUCGGUAGACUGAGCCCUAAGAAUAUCAAACUUCUCAGACCACAGCUUUUCGCCUACGUUACCGGGGCCGAUGAUUGGGAACGCUAUUCAAAGGAAUUCGUAAGGCUAGUCGAUUCGGAUUUGCUAACGGCCAAGAUUUUCGGCGUGUACCCACUGGAAAACUACAAAGAUGCUGCAGAGUUGAUGGAAGCCAGAAAGACGGUGGGUAAGUUGCUCUUGGAAAUUCCAUGA